AUGAAUGAAACUAGAGAGAAGAUAAAGAACAUUAGUAAUUUAAGAGACCAAACAGUCUGCGUGCCAGUCAAGAAUCUGCAGUUCUAUAUACCAAAAUCCGGAAAACCGCAUACUAUCGGAGAGAAGUUAAUUUUGCCAGCCGUUGAAGAGGUUUUAAAAACUGUUUUACACAAACCUGCAUCUGAUAUCAUUAAAAGAAUUCCCUUAAGCAACAAUACUGUUGAAAGACGUAUUGAUGAAAUGAGUUCUGAUAUUGAAAGCUUCUUAUGUAAUUAUUUGCAAACGACCCAUUUGUCUAUACAACUGGACGAGUCAACUUUACCUAAUAAUGCAGCAUUAUUAUUGGCAUAUGUUCGUUUUAUUAUGAGUCAAGAAAUCUACGAAGAACUGCUCUUCGCAAGAACUUUGAUAACCGACACUAAAGAUUUUGAAUCUAGGUUUGAGGAUAUUUUGACUAUGGUAAUACCACCGUGGAUAAUUAAUCCAUAUGGUGACAUAGAAGAAACGAAUGUCAUAAUACAAGAGGAACUGACUGAACUAAGUACAAACGAAGAACUUAAGGUUCAGUUUAAAAACGGAUAUCAGCAAUUCUGGCUGCAAAACAACAUACCCGUUACUUAUCCCAAUCACCCUAUAAACGUGACGUACAUCCUACAACCAUCUACGUAA
Acanthoscelides obtectus is the source of this 669-nucleotide messenger RNA. The record is from the annotation of a GenBank genome assembly. Lineage: Eukaryota; Metazoa; Arthropoda; Insecta; Coleoptera; Chrysomelidae.